Molecule: messenger RNA, 538 nt
Organism: Drosophila busckii
Lineage: Eukaryota; Metazoa; Arthropoda; Insecta; Diptera; Drosophilidae
Product: maker263
Exons: 2
Coding region: 96-446 (116 amino acids)
Source: RefSeq, a predicted model, not a curated record
UUGGUUUUCAUACAAAUACAAAAAUAUUUUCUUUUUUACAUUUGUAACUGUUUCGAAAAUUGCACAAAAUCUUGUCUCUUUCUUUUGCUUUUACCAUGCAGCGCAAACGUGUAAAACAAUUGAUACAAAAAUUCGAAAUGUUGCAAAUGCCACAGGCGGCGUCGGCGGCGGCGGCGUCGGGCGACGCAAAGCAACGCAUCGAAUGGACCUCAAUGCUAUGCGGCCGUGUGGCACAGACUGUGGCCAAGUUUGAGGGCUCAGCGCCAUGGGCAGAGCUGAGCGAGGCCGAAGACCAACUGACGCUGAAGUCAAGCAAAGAGGUUUUGACAAAGCGCGAGCCGCUCAGCUGUGACUACUACUCGCCAACAACAAGUUAUCAUGAGUUUAAAAGCUGCAACAUGCGAGUGUCACAAAUGCUGCGUCCUUGCAACAGUUGCCGCUGGUAAAUAAACGCGACUGCGUGUAAACUAUUUGGGUGUGUAAAGUGUACAAAUUUUAAGAUUUUAAAACAAAUAUAUAAAAUGCAGCAAUGCGCAAA